UUUUUUUUUUGCUUUGCUGCAGUGGUAAUCGAAGAAUUGCAUAUUUGUUUCUCUAAUUUUUUUUUUCUUUCACCUCUAUUGAAUAAUGCAUGAAUAAAUUUUUGGUUUCGGCAUCCGCUCUGUGUGCUGAAAAAAAUAACUUUUCCUAUUCUAUAUAUUUCAUGCAACAUAAUGGAUAAUCAUCAGUCUGUGAAUAUCAACAACAGCAAAGUUGCUGCUGAUCAAACUGAUUCAAUUGGCGACGACAUCGAUCCACUCUGCUGCUGUGAAUACUUCAACAGAAACGACGAACGCUAUCACAUCCUAGAAUGCUGCUGCAAUUGUACUGACUUUGAUCAGGUAUUCGAUAGAUUAAUUUGUUGCAAAAAGGUCGAUCCCAAACACAGCACCGGAAUGUUGCUAACAUUUCAAGAUCGCUUGCGCGUUCCAUGGCAAGGUGGAGCAAAGCAAAUAUCCUUGGAUGCAAUUGUUCCAAUGCUAGUCAUACCUCUGGUAAUCGGAAUCGCCGCAAUUAACUCGGAAACUGCACUCAUAAUGUGCAUUGCAACAACAUUGCUACUUGGCUAUUGUUACUACUACUUGCGACGCACUGUGCCGCGAACUAGGUUCUUUGUCAUGUGGACAUUUUGGUCAGUUUUCUAUCUAAUCAUUUUGUUCGAGUUCACUGUGCCAAUGAUGGAGUUGUUGCCAGAGGAGAACUUCUUUCUGGUUUUAUUGGCAUCAGUGACUAUGUUUUGCUUUUACCGGGUUAAGACCCGAGCUAAUUUGAACCAUGUUCCUGUGAGCAUUGUCUCAGAGGACGAAUUACCAGACAUUACCGAAGAGCAAACAUCUUUGCUCAUUGACAAUAGCGAAUCGGAUGAGGGUGACCAUCAUCAUCCGAACGUUUGCCAAGUCUGUCACAAGUAUGUGCAGCCGCGAACAUUCCAUUGCACAAUUUGCCAGGCAUGCGUUGAACGUCAUGACCAUCACAGUUACUGGCUGGAUUGUUGCGUUGGAGAUAAAAAUCAUUUGUAUUACUUCCUUGGGUUGUUGUUUGCUAAUUGUGCUCUACUGUUUGGAGCUAAUCUUGCAACUACAGCUGUGUGCCAUCCUGUGCUGGUUUUUAAAUUUAUGGGAGUUCCAGUAUUAGUUCCUGACGAUUGUAAUGAUGUUUUUGAUGAUUAUGAAACAAGUUUAGCCUUCAUAAUGGCCAUUUAUGCGUUGAUUAUGAAUUUCUUUGUAUUGAUUGCGUUGAUUAUGCAAAUGUAUUUGAUCUCAAAGGGAAUAACGCUAUCCGAAUGGAGACGUGGACAAUCUGGAAACAGAAGAAGUAUUUUAAACAAUCUUAAGUGCUUUUUCAUUGGUGGCACAUAUUAAAGAGGAGAUCGUUUUCUUCUAUAUUCUUCUCCGAUCUGAUCUUUUAAUUCCAAUUUGUAUCUUUUGGAAUA
Molecule: messenger RNA, 1430 nt
Organism: Episyrphus balteatus (marmalade hoverfly)
Lineage: Eukaryota; Metazoa; Arthropoda; Insecta; Diptera; Syrphidae
Gene: GABPI
Product: palmitoyltransferase ZDHHC23-B
Exons: 3
Coding region: 172-1359 (395 amino acids)
Biological process (GO): peptidyl-L-cysteine S-palmitoylation; protein targeting to membrane
Cellular component (GO): Golgi apparatus; endoplasmic reticulum
Molecular function (GO): protein-cysteine S-palmitoyltransferase activity
Source: RefSeq, a predicted model, not a curated record